CCCCAUUCCUCCACCUGUUGCUAGUUGGGGGAGGAAUCGGAUCCUGGGAGGCUCCUGUUGUGUCCUAGGUGCAGAAGGACUUUGCAGGGAAUGUGACGGAGCAUGUGAGAGGCGAGGAGGGAAGCCCAAGCUUGCCAGGAGAGCAGGCCACCCCUGGCUGCCACAGCAACAGUAAGAGGAGGAGGAAACCCCCAGGACAGUCAGACGCUGUGCGGGGCCCACCCCAGCAGGAGGCCCAGCUGCAGGACUUCUGUCAGGCUGCUAAUGCGGCCGUGUCCUGGCUGAGGGAGAACGUGGGUCUCAGCAUCCGGCUAAGCCAGAUGGAGGACGCAGAGAGCCUGGAGGCCGCACAGACCCAGCAGGCCGCGCUGCAGCAGGAGAUCCUGAGCAACAGCUCCAGCAUCGAGGCCCUGCGCCUGGAAGGGCAGAAGCUGCUGUGUGGCAGCCAUGGAGGGAGACCUCAGGUGGAAGGCGUCCUCCAGGAGCUGGAAGGGCUGUGGGAGGAGCUGCAGAGGAGGCACCGGGAGAACGGUGCGGCGCUGAGGGAGAUUGAUAAGGUUCUGCGGUUGGUGGGAGAGCUGGAUGGGGCUGAGCACUGGCUGCAGGGGGUGGCGGGUUCACUGUCGGAGCCCGCCACCAUGAGGAGCCCAGAGGAGCUCCGCAGGGACCUCCAGGAGAUCAGCUGCUUGGAGAAGCAGGUCCUGUUGUGGGGCAUCAAGCUCCAAGGCCUGCGGGAGGAGAUGGGGAGAGAGCCCUCUGCAGAGCACGUGACGGCUGGGAAGAUUCAGAGCAAGGUGGAGAUGGUGGAGGAGAAGCUGGGGUGCGUGCGGGCGGGCCUGCAGCGGCGGGCGGAGGACCUGCGUGAUUCCCUGGUGCUGUCUGAGUUCCUGCAGAACGUGCAGCAGGAGGAGGUGCUGAGCCAGAGGACCAGCACGCUGCCAGGGACCAGCAGGCUGGGCUCCCAGGAGCCUGUGCACCUCCCCUUGGCCCAGGCUGGGCAGCAGCUGAGCCGUGAGGACAUGAGCAGCCCCCUGGGUGAGUUGCAGGAGGCCGUGGAGAUGCUGAAUGACGUGGUGAAGGAGCGGGAGCGAGUCAUGGAGGCAGCAGCUGAGACUGAGAGUUUGGAGCGCCUGCUGGCCCGAGUCUCCCCACGCAUGGAGGCCGUUCGAUGCAGAGCAGCUGCUCUGGCCCGUGAUAUCGCCCAGGUGGAGAGUGGCUUUGCCACAGUGAAGAGCGAGCUGGACCUGCAGGGGCUGCAGGGGCUGCUGAGCCAGCAGCAGGAGAUGGAG
This is a messenger RNA of Terrapene triunguis (Three-toed box turtle), 1289 nucleotides long. RefSeq names its product spectrin alpha chain, erythrocytic 1-like. The record is from RefSeq and is a predicted model, not a curated record. Gene Ontology annotation, cellular component: cortical actin cytoskeleton; cell projection; plasma membrane. The annotation marks the transcript as partial. The transcript is spliced from 8 exons. Gene Ontology annotation, molecular function: actin filament binding. NCBI's taxonomy places the organism in Eukaryota, Metazoa, Chordata, Testudines, Emydidae. Gene Ontology annotation, biological process: actin cytoskeleton organization.